Molecule: messenger RNA, 2079 nt
Organism: Pyricularia grisea
Lineage: Eukaryota; Fungi; Ascomycota; Sordariomycetes; Magnaporthales; Pyriculariaceae
Exons: 2
Coding region: 1-2079 (692 amino acids)
Source: RefSeq, a predicted model, not a curated record
AUGCCACCGCCGCCACCACGACCCCCUUACUCCGGCCGAGGAACCGGACAGAGUUUCACGCGACAGACGGCUUCCAUUCCUGCGAACCCGUCCGAAGCUGGUUCCUUCUACGAGGGCCCUCCACCACCUCCACCACCUCCCAGCAUACCCAGGAGGUUUUCACCGGCAAGGCCGCAGCGGGUAGCAUAUCGGGGUUACAGCGAGGCCGAGGUCGUCGGCAUCCUGAGGUCGCUGGAAGACGGGCGCAGGACUACGCGCGGCGGGAUCGAUGUCUCCAAGACGUCCGAAGAUGGGCCUCCGUCGCCUCGAAAGUCCACCAGCUCAGAGCUCACGCUCCCUAUGGACAUAGAUGAUACGGAACUGGCGCCGGAGAAGGAUAUGGAGCCGAGGCGGUCCCGUUCCUGCAGGUUUGGAUCGGCGCACCAGUGGAUCUUUGCAGGAAUCCUCAGUGCCAACAUAAUGGUGCUGAUAUUAGUAUUAGCCCUGACCUUCACCGGGUCAUAUCGAUUGACGUACCAAGCUGCCAUGAGUGGCUUCACCAUCAACCUUUUGUUUCUUCUCAUUGUCCGCAAUGAUCAUGUCCUCAACGCUCCAUUCCAUUUCCUUGGUGACCGGCCACAGAGGAUACCAUUCCGCGUUCGCUAUCUGUUCGCCAAGUAUUACUCUGUGGGAGGCGUUCACAGUGCUUGUGGAGUUGCAGCGGGUGUGUGGUACCUUGCAUACCUCGUGAUUCUGACGGUCGAGUAUAGGAAGCGAGACAUGUAUCUCGGCCUCACUCCGGCGCGGAGCCACGUCUACUUUGUUACUUACACCCUUCUCAUCGCCGUUUUUACCAUCCUCGUCUUCUCUACUCCCAGACUCCGCCGUGCCACUCAAGACUGGACCCAGCUCAUCCAUCGAUUCCUCGCCUGGACAAUAAUAUUCCUCGUCUGGAUCCAGACCCUGCUGGUGGCCCACGAUGACAGGAGGGUCGAUCAGUCGUACAGCGACGCACUAUCGGACAACCCUUCCUUCUGGCUCCUGUUGAUCAUCACCUUCCUCGUCAUAUACCCCUGGGCGUACAUGAGAAAGCGCGAGGUGCACGUGGAGUAUCUAUCCGACAACUGCGUCAAGUUCAACUUUGACUACCAGGAUCUCGAGUUCGGGCAGCACAUUUGCAUGUCGGACGCGCCGCUGAAGAAGACUUAUACAUUUGCCAUUCUCCCGAACCCAAAAAAGCCGGCAGAUCCACCCCCAAUCGAGAUCAUGCCGACGAUGCUGAGCCGCUCCAACACGGCGGGGGUGGCCGGCAACACCAACCACAACAACAACAACAACAACAACAACAACAAUAACAACUACUCGUCCUACACGGCGAGGCUCCCCACGCCCGUGAGCAGCAUCUUCGAAAGCGGGAUCGGCAAGGGCGACGCGGCACCGACGACGGAGCCGACGGUCGAGGCUCUGCAGGCGGCGGCGCGAGACCGAUCUGUCCUGCGGCGGUACCACCAGCACCAGCUGCAGCAGCUGUCGCCGCCGCGGCUGUCGCACGCGGGCGAGCCGGGGUUCUCGGUGGUGACGUCGUCGGCGGCGGGCGAGUGGUCGCGGGGCAUGAUGGCGGCGGCGCCGACGCAGCUGUACACGGUGGGCGUGCCGCGGUUCGGCGUGGCGCGCGUGGCCGCCAUGUUCGAGCCGCUGAUCGUCGUGGCCACGGGCUGCGGCAUCAUCCCCUGCCUGGCCCUCUUCACCGAGCGGCCCGACCACCUGACCAGGAUCAUCUGGGCGGCCAACGGCCCGCUCGAGACGUUUGGCGAGGGCGUCGUCGAGACGGUGCUGCGCGUCGACCCGGACGCUGUGAUUUGGGACACGCGCAAGAUGGGCAGACCGGACCUGGUCAGGCUGGCGUGGAAGGCGUGGAUCGACAGCGCAAAGGAGGACGUCGCCGGCCCGGGGAUGAGGAUAGUGCCGGUGAGGAAGGCCAUGGGCCAGUGCGAGGCCGUAAUUGUCGUCAGCAACCGGCGCGUCACCGAGCAGGUGGUGGAUGGACUAGAGGCCAAAGGUGUUGCUGCUUUUGGAUCAAGUUUCGAGUCGGAUUCAUGA